Molecule: messenger RNA, 2389 nt
Organism: Brienomyrus brachyistius
Lineage: Eukaryota; Metazoa; Chordata; Actinopteri; Osteoglossiformes; Mormyridae
Gene: stc1l
Product: stanniocalcin 1, like
Biological process (GO): intracellular calcium ion homeostasis
Cellular component (GO): extracellular region
Molecular function (GO): hormone activity
Source: RefSeq, a predicted model, not a curated record
GGGAAACCACUGGAAAGCACAUCAAGCGCCGCGAAUAAACCAUCUACUGAUAUUUAAAUAUAUAUUUCCAAAGAUCUGCAUUAGACAGAAAUGCUGCCGAAGUGCGGACUUUUCCUGCUGCUCGCCCUGGCCGCAUCUGCCUUUGAGGUGGAUCAGGGGGAACCUUCUGCUAGGAGAGUCCGCUUCUCCGCUAACAGCCUCUCGGAUGUGGCUCGCUGCCUGAGCAGUGCCCUGCAGGUUGGCUGUAGUGCCUUCGCCUGCCUGGAGAACUCCACCUGCGAUACCGACGGCAUGCACGACAUCUGCAAGUCCUUCCUGUACAGCGCAGCGAAAUUCGACACUCAGGGAAAGACCUUUGUGAAGGAGAGCCUCCGCUGUAUGGCCAGUGGCAUCAAGGGCUUCCCCACAGUGCGCCGCUGUUCCACCUUCCAGUCUAUGGUGGCCGAGGUCCAGGCAGACUGCUACUCUAAUCUGAACCUCUGUGGAGUAGCGCGUUCCAACCCCGAGGCCAUAGGGGAGGUGGCUCAGCUCCCCAGUCACUUCCCCAACAGGCAUUACAGCACACUGCUGCAGAGCCUCCUGGAGUGUGACCAGGAGACCGUAGGCCUGGUGAGGGACAGCAUGGCAUCCAGGCUAGGCCCCGAGGUGGCCAUGCUCUUCAAGCUGUUACAGAGCAGCCCUCGGCCCGCCCCCGACUCCUCCCACAACAAAGUAGAGGACCGCGGCAUGAGUGGCCGCUGGCCCCUGGACCCGCCCACCUUCAAGAUUCAGCCCAGCCCGAAGAACAGAGACCCCAACCACCUGUUCGCCAGGAAACGUGCUGCGGAUGAGCGCCCUUAAUUACCCCGAUCUUACUUUGGGCGGGGGCAGGGUUUGGGGGGUGGGUGACGUUUACCCUUUUCAGGCGAAACGGUGCCCUCUGGUGGUCUAAAAACCCUUUAGUCUGCAUAAUGGCAAACAAUAUACCUGUAGUGAGGUAGGAUGUGGUCAGGGGUACAGCAUUUAGGAUUGUUUUCAUUUUACAGCUGCGUUGGUUGAUGCUCCAGGUCCUGCUCUGUAUUCAGCUGAUGUGCCCUUGAAAGACAAACUGUACAGCUGCAUGUCUCAGCACUUUAGAGAGGAAUACUGCUUUAAGGUCAUAUUGCUUUUACAAGGAGUGCCUUAAAUUACAUAUAUUGGUAAUCAGUCUAUUUAAAUGUAUUUAAACACUGCCCUCCAGGCCGUAAUUUUCUGGUGUUGGAUGGAGAUGAGUUGCAGGAUUUUGCGGAGAGUGGGAUGGCUUUGGAGGACCUGCCAGGGAUGGAGAGGCAAUGGGAAACAGCUCUUAACCAGGGCUAUUUGUUAGCUUCCGACAAAGUGCUUUUUCCGCUUCUGGCUGUGUGAAAGGCUGCCGGAACCACAGAGCUGGCUGUUGUGUGGCUACACAGGAAGUAGCGAGCAGGAGUACUUAUGGCGUGACAUGUGACAAAUUCCAUUAAGUGGCACAAUGCAGUCUGUCAUGUGACCAAACCAUAGCAGCGAAAUCUGCCUAUGAGGCCUGCAGUCUCUCCUGCAGUUUUGCAGUUAUCGGCAUAAAAAGGCCUCUCUAAUGUAGAUGAGUGCGACAUACUAAGCGGUUUGUGAUAUGUUGUUCCUAUUUAUUUUCGUACAUUAAGGUAUGUCUAUUUAAAUUGUAUUUUUUUUGCCACAGCGUUGACUGUGGUUGGCUAGUUGUUCUGAAGUCAAACAACAAUGGUCUUCAAGAAAAAUCUUCAAAGCGACCCGACUCCAUGCUGGUCAUGGAAGACAUCAGAACAUCAUCUACCCAGUCAAGUCAAGAUGCACAAACUGGGCAAGGCAAACAGCUGACCGACAUGGUACAGAUCUAAAUAGAUGACAGGCGACAGCAUGAAAACCGUCAGAUUUCUCUCUCUGUAUCCUGUCUUCGUGAAAUUUUAAUGGAAAACUUUGAUUUUUGCCUGUUACAUACUGUUACUUCUAAAAUGACCUCGUCUGUUUCUUCCUCUCCAUCUUACACCGUUGGUUCUCAUUGUAAACGUUAAGGUUAAACUGUGAAGGGCGUUGGUGAAUCAGAGAGCAGCAUUAGCAAGAGAUCCUAUGAUUAAAGAGAAAUCUGAAGUCAGCCAAUCAGAGGAGCACCCUGAUGUUGCCUUAGCAGUUUGGCUGUAGGUACAAACAGGAUUAAGAGUGUCCCUGGGUGGCACCUGAAUGGCCCUUUUUAAGAAUCACACUCAGCCACCAGCUUCCAACAGCGUGGUUGUCUUUGGUCAUGCCAUUUAUGAUGGGAAAUCUUUGGUCUGGUACCACCCAGGUUUUUUGCAGCUGUUGUUGGUUCAAACAUGUUCACUGGCCCUCGGACUGACCUCUCUGGCCCCUUUCAAACAGUACA